Brassica rapa (field mustard) is the source of this 1799-nucleotide messenger RNA. Its product is annotated as defensin-like protein 1. The record is from RefSeq and is a predicted model, not a curated record. Lineage: Eukaryota; Viridiplantae; Streptophyta; Magnoliopsida; Brassicales; Brassicaceae. Gene Ontology annotation, biological process: defense response.
AUCAAGUUAGUAACGGACUUGGCAGGGUUUGUGAGCAUGUGCACAACUUCCUCUCAUCGUAUGCCUUGUCGCAGCCUCGUCCUUCACACUCCACACACAUCAUCGCAAUCACACUAGUCAACAAGUAACUAGUCAACCUUGGGUCAAUGAUGGCAACAACAGUAGUCAGUAGCUGCGUCCGACGUUUGUUGCAUUAGUGUAGAGGUGGAAGAGCUUUGAAGGAUACUAUUAUUGUCAUUUGCUUGAAUCGCAAGGAGGAAAAAAACUCUGUUCAUAUAUGUCAUCAGUCUAUAACUUCUUUAAUAAACAUUAUUAGAUAAAAUAAUGUUAUAGGUUGUUCUAUUGAGUUGUCAACGACAUACGUAUAAUGGUUGUAGCAAUCUAGGCAUUAACAUAAAGCUUAUUAACGCCCAUGUAAUGUGAUUUUUUUUUUUCUAAUCGAACUUUAACACAUAGGAGAAUCAAAACAAAAAUAGAAAUAUUCACUGUACAAGAUUUUUACUACUCUCUCCCUAUAUAAAUGUAUGAUAUUGAAGGUUUUUCACACAAACAAUAAAUAAAUUCUUUUAAUUAUUAUAUUUUGGUUUUAUCGAUAAAGUUUCACCAAUCAUAAUUUUAUUUUUUAAUUUAUGUUUUAGUUUAAUUUUGGUUUUAUUGAUAAAGUUUCACCAAUCAUAAUUUUAUUUUUUAAUUUCUAUUUUAGUUUAAAAAACAAAUGCAUUAAACAUAUCUUAAAACAAUUUUUUGUAUACAAGGUAGAACAUCAUACAUUUCUGUACGGAGGAAGUAUUUUUUUUGACACUGGUUGGAUGGUUCAGAAUAAUGUGGUUCUAUAAAACAGUUCCACAAUAAGCUUUGUUUUUUUUCAUUUUUUCGUUUAUUAUUAGCAACUUACAAAUUAAUAAUUGUUUCCUAUGGUCUAAAAGAUCGUAGGGUAUUUUUUUUGUGGGGUUAAACUUUAUUGCAGGAUGAAAAUAAAAAAGACUAAAAUAACCCUCUUAUCAUUAUAAAUAGAUGUUCAUUUGAGGCUUAAUUCAUCUCCCGGCACACAUACUUUUUUUUUUUUUUUAAACAUCAUGGCUAAGUUUGCUUCCAUCAUCACCCUCAUCUUCGCUGCUCUCAUUCUCUUUGCUGCGUUUGAAGCACCAACAAAGGUGGAAGGGCAGAAGUUAUGUAGGAAGCCGAGUGGGACAUGGUCAGGACUCUGUGCAAACAGUGAUGCGUGCAGGAAACAGUGCAUCCGUCUCGAGAAAGCACGAGAUGGUUCUUGCAAAUAUGAAUUCCCAGCUCACAAGUGUUUCUGCUACUACCCAUGUUAAUCUACCAAAAUAUUUGGUGCCCAAUGCGGCGGAUUCAUGUAGAAAGCGGGUGUGGCACGUGCCACAUACUACUCUAUAUAUAUGUCUUAUGAAACCAAGUAAAAAGAACAUUGUGUAGCUAAUAUGGUCCUGAAGUUUAAAGUGUGCCACACCCACCCAAGGUUCGGAUCCAUGUGGUGUGUGUUUUUUUUUAUUAUUUUACUAUCUAAACUAUUCAUUUUAUUACUGUUUUAUUUACUUUUCUAAAGAAGAAAAUGUAAUCCUACCACAAACUUGAAAUCACUUUCUAAAUUUAUUUUUAAAAGAUGAAUAAUUUCAUAAACCUUAAAUGUGUGAUGAAAAAUGACUAAACUAACUUUACUAAAAUAUUUAUAAAAUAUUAAAAAUAAACUCAACCCACCCCUUAAAUACUAAACUUUAAACAAUAAUAUAUAAAUCCAAAUGUUAAAAGUAUUUUUUUAAAUGAUAGCAAUCUUAUUA